CACUAUGUUUCCUUUUCUAAACGUCUGUGGGACAUAAGAUGAAGUAUUUGCUGAAUAAAAUUCAUUUUCAUAAUUUCAUCCUGAGUAAAUUAAUCACACGUAGAGUUUAUGUUAUUCAGUCCCACCCGUAAAAUGAUCCAUCCUUAGAAAGACUAUUUCGCAUUAUUGUAGUGAAAAUGGCAACCACUGAAGAAAUGGAUAUUGACAAGGAGGUCGAAAAGGAUUCCAAUAAUAAACCAGAUAAAAUGUUUACAUUGAAGAAAUGGAAUUUAGUGGCUAUGUGGAGUUGGGACGUUGAGUGUGAUACGUGUGCUAUUUGUAGGGUGCAAGUGAUGGAUGCCUGUUUACGUUGUCAGUCUGAAAAUAAACAAGAUGAUUGUGUUGUUGUAUGGGGUGAAUGUAACCAUUCCUUUCAUAAUUGCUGUAUGUCUUUAUGGGUGAAACAAAAUAACAGAUGUCCACUGUGUCAACAAGAAUGGGUGGUACAGAGAAUUGGUAAAUAGUUUUAAAAAAUUGGAAGGAGCUGACAUGAAUUUAAUGGAGUUGGACUCUUUUUUUCUUGAUGGACGGAACCAAAGGCUUGACCUAUUGGUUCAAGUGGAUAUCACGAUAUAUUAACCAUUAAUAUAUCAGGAUAUAUCACGAUAUGGAUGUAUAUCACGAUAUGGAUGUUUGUCACAAUAUUUCCUAACUAUGGUUUUCACUGAUGGUUUAAAACAGAAUGAUGGUGUUUUUUUUUAUCUACAUGUAAAUAUUUUAUAUGUAAGAAAAACAAUAAAUAUUGGUAAAUUUUGUGGUGCUUAGGACAUUUUGAUUAAAAUUAGCCAGUUAGUCUUCUUCUCUUAUUAUCACAUCUUGUGAUAUCUGAAUUCACUUCCUAAAGUAAAAUAAAACUGAUGCCAUGGUUGGUGUUUAUCUGAUUGAACUUGAUAUUUAGUUGUUAUAUUUGGGCCAUGCCCCUAUUUUCCCCUGAAGAAAUACAAAAUGAAAAAUGAAUUCUACUUUCACUUCCAAAAACGUGAUAGAUGUAUUCUCUGGCUUCUCGCAUAAGAAAAUUUUCACACCCCAUCAUGACUAGUGCCCCCAACCCCCCUCAAAUCUUCUCUCUGCCAUGGAUGUUUGCUCUUAUACAUGAAUAUAGUUAUUGAUUCAUGAAUAGUGAUAAUUAUAUCUAUUACUACAAUUUCUUUCUUUUGUUGUAUACAUGUUUAUAAAAAAAAAUUUGGGAAACAUUUUUUUU
This is a messenger RNA of Lottia gigantea (owl limpet), 1240 nucleotides long. RefSeq lists its product as hypothetical. Lineage: Eukaryota; Metazoa; Mollusca; Gastropoda; Lottiidae. The record is from RefSeq and is a predicted model, not a curated record. Gene Ontology annotation, biological process: ubiquitin-dependent protein catabolic process; protein ubiquitination. Gene Ontology annotation, cellular component: nucleus; Cul5-RING ubiquitin ligase complex. Gene Ontology annotation, molecular function: ubiquitin protein ligase activity; cullin family protein binding; zinc ion binding. The coding region runs from base 177 to 503 and encodes 108 amino acids. The transcript is spliced from 3 exons.